Messenger RNA from Porites lobata, 14187 nucleotides. The record is from the annotation of a GenBank genome assembly. Lineage: Eukaryota; Metazoa; Cnidaria; Anthozoa; Scleractinia; Poritidae.
AUGGAAAACAACGAACCGCGGUUCCACUGUGAUGCAAAAGACGACCAAGAACUCAUCCAAGGGAAGUGUUACGAACAAUAUGAAAAGCGAUUCAACAAACUUAGUAUUCCUGUAUACGCUUUUGUGCUUUUUAAUUUCUUUACCCCUAUGAUUGCUUGUGGAAUAUACUCCCAAUACGUCAAAUCAAGAAUUAGCGAACUCGAAGAACAACAGCAGCCUCUUCAACCCCGACAAGGAAGUCCGCCAAGGAAACUCUUCAAAGCGUAUUGUUUUCAGCUUGUUGUUAGAUUCCUACUUGGAAUUCUUUGUAUCUCCUUGCAAAAAACGGUAUUUUAUCCCCAAACCUUUCCUUCUAACUUCACUUGUGAUUUAAUGGAGAAAGACCAGCCAUCUGAGAAUAUCACACAAACUCAAACUUACGAGUGCCACAAUCAAAGAGCAACGUACAAAAACUUCUGGACUUACGCCGUGAUCGUUGUGAAUGGAAUUUUUGCGUUUCUUGUUUUAAUGGAGAUUUUCUAUAUCUUAACACGUGUAAUGAAAAAAAGGAGGUUAGUGGAGGACUUCCCAUUUUACGCUUUUCACCUUAGAUCACACGCCAGUGUUCAACCGGAGCAGCUUCAGCAACAAUCACCGUUCCAGGUCAUGAAAGACAAUAUCAUAAAAGAAACUGAGCGACUCAGGGAUCUUCAAUCACCCUUUCGUCCUAAUCCAGGUGAAGGUAAUACGCUACCCAAAGACUUAGAAAUCGACAAAAUUUACACCAAUCUGAUUAUUCACGAAGGCAGAGUUGAAUACGUCUUCCCUGAAGACAGGCAGGAACAAUUAAACGUAUAUCCCAAACCCAAUGAGAAUUCACCAUUAAUUCAACCGCGGGAUAUUAUUGAUGCUCACCACAAAAAUGUUCUCGUUGUCGGUCGUCCAGGGAUAGGAAAAAGUUUAUUUUGCAUUAAGCUUCUUCGGGACUGGGCAUCAGAUACAGAAACAGAAAAUUCCCAGUUGAACUUUGAAGCCGUUUUUCUUCUUAAAUUUAGGAGAAUGAACUCGAUAGAGAAACCGCUCACCCUUCGUGAACUACUGGCUUUUUCAGAGUAUUCACUUGGUGUGAAUGAGGAUGCUGUCUGGAAAUUUGUUCUCGAAAACCCAACUAAAGCACUUUUGAUUUUCGAUGGACUCGACGAAUUUAAAUUUAAGAUGAAUAUCGCUGAGUGCAGUGACUCUGAUCAACCUAACGAUGUUACCGCGAAGAUGUCAUUUCCUGCAUUGUACAACAAAAUAGCCUUGGGUAAACUUUUAUGGGGCGCCACAGUUUUAACUACUACAAGACCAACUGCUGUGUCAUUUGUUAACCAUAUUGACUUUGACAGAACAGUUGAAAUUCUUGGAUUUACAUCAGAACAAGUUGAAGACUGUGUUAACAAAUUCACAGCAGAUGAAGAAGAUCAGGGUACCGGAAGAACAAUUUGGCAACACAUCUGCAGCAAUCUUAACAUUUUUUCCAUGUGCUAUGUUCCUGUUAACUGUUUUAUAAUAUGCACAUGCUUGCUUCACGUCCUACAGACACUCAAGUCUAACGUAUCCACGAUUCUUCCCACGAAACUCACUGAGAUUUACAGCAUCGCCAUUAAGAUGUUCUAUUUCAAGCACUCCCGCAAUGAUUAUAAGCAAUAUCAGGGUCAAGCUGACUUCAUCCGUGAGAAAUUUGAGAACCUGCCCGGUGAUGUGAAAGACCAUUUCAAGCUACUGGGAGAAAUCGCCUUCACAGGAAUAAAAGAGGGUAGACUAAUCUUUGAAUCCAAGGAAGUUGAAGGAUUGGAGGAUUGCGGCCUGCUCCAUCGUCUACCUGACUUAUGCGCUUCAGCAGAUAAUCCAUUUGAAAAACCUAAAGCUCAGUUCUGUUUCAUUCACCUGACCAUUCAGGAAUUUCUCGCUGCCAAGCAUGUAGUGGAUACCAUGAGUGGAGAAGAGCUUCGAAAAUUUGUUCACUGUAGGAUCAAACAAGGUACAUGGCAUCUAGUUCUACAGUUUGUUGCUGGACUACUUGGUUUUAAGGGAGAAGAAUCACUUACACGCACGUUUGUUGACGCUCUUCCCUUAUCAACAGAAAGGUUUAAUGAAAGAGAACGGAAAGCAGAGUUUGACGAUGAUAAAGUUUUUGAUUCGAACGUUUGCAGUGCACUCAUCUCUUGGCCACUGAGUAGCGAUCGCAAUCUUGUUGUGGCCUUAAGUAUGUGCCUUUAUGAGAUUGAUGUGGACGAUCCAAUUUUACAAACCAAGCUGCGCCGCCAAAUCGGUUUUAAUGCAGCAGAUUUUAGUAACUGCCAAAUCGGACCUGUUGAAUGCUUAGGAUUAGUAAAUUUGCUUAAUAGUCACAGCGUAAUAAGCCUAGAUUUGACCAAUAACAAUCUUGGGCCAUUGGGUUGUAAACAGAUUCAGCCGCUGCUUGGAAUAAGUGACAAAAAAUGUAACGAUGCCAAACUUCGCGGAUUGAACCGUCAUGGUAAUAGAAUUGAAGAUGAAGGUGUGAGGCAUUUGACUGAAGCAAUCACUCAUAGUAACUGCAAACUAAACAGUUUAAACCUUUCUCGUAAUAGCAUAAACGACGAAGGUGUAAAGCAUUUGGCUGAAGCAUUAACUCACAGUAACUGCAAACUAAGCAGUUUAAACCUUUCUUCCAAUGAUGACAUAAGCAACGAAGGUGUAAAGCAUUUGGCUAAAGCACUAACUCAGAGUAACGGCAAACUAAACAGUUUAAACCUUUCUUUCAAUAUCAUAAGCGAGGAAGGUGUAAAGCAUUUGGCUGAAGCACUAACUCACAGUAACUGCAAACUAAACAGUUUACACCUUUCUUGUAGUGGCAUAAACGAAGAAGGUGUAAAGCAUUUGGCUGAAGCACUAACUCACAGUAACUGCAAACUAAACAGUUUAAACCUUUCUUCCAAUAGCAUAAGCGACGAAGGUGUAAAGCAUUUGGCUAAAGCACUAACUCACAGUAACUGCAAACUAAACAGUUUAGACCUUUUUUUCAAUUUUCGCAUAAGCAACGAGGGUGCAAAACAUUUGGCUGAAGCACUAACUCAAAGUAACUGCAAACUGAACAGUUUAAACCUCUCUCCCAAUACGAUAGGCGACGAAGGUGUAAAGCAUUUGGCUGAAGCACUAACUUACAGUAACUGCAAACUAAACACUUCAAACCUUCCUAGUAAUAAGUGAAUAUUAAGGGACACCAAAGGGGUAAAGCAUUUGGAUGAAGCACUAACUCAGAGCGGGGGCGAGCUUUUUUGGGAUCGUUUUUAGCAUCGGCGACGGCGACAGUGGCAAAAACGUCACUUUGAAAAGGCAUUCGCGUUUCUUCAAAGAUUUUCUCGUAAAUUUCUUAUAAGAGCCCGAGAAAACAAAUGUCAAAUUUCACAAAAUGACAUCUUACACAUGAAAUUUGCUGAAGUUUACCUGUGUUUUCACAAUUCUUGUGAUAUUUGACAUUUAUUUUCUCGGGCUCCCAUGAGAAAGAAAUAGUCUUUGGUAUUAUUACAGAUAACCAGAUAACUAAUUAUAACUAUAACCCUUGAAAAAUAUAAAAAAGAAUGCGAUGCGACUUUGUUGAAAUUAUUCUGGUUCAAGGUUUUUGUCUCCUGAAAAUUAAAAUUACUUAAUUUCCUGAUGGAUUCCGUCUUAAACCUCUUUAAUUGACUUAACGUGGGCCCAAUAUUUUAGGUGUAAAGCUUCUAGCUGAUGAGGCACUCAUUCACGAUAACUACAAACUAAACAGACCUAACUCUAUUUUAUUAUAGAAUAGUGGGAUCAAGGGGUAAGAUAUUUGGCUGAAUGAGCAGCUGCUCACAGUAACUGCAAACUAUAGCUACACCCUGAUUUUAGACUAGUUUCCGGUAUGGACAUACACUAACAAGCGAAGAAUACGGUCUGUGAUGGUAGAGUGACUGAAAUAAACCUCACUAAACCACUGAGCACUUGGCUAAAGCACUUACUCAGUAACUGAAAGAAAAUUACAUAAGCGAGAAAAGGAAAACGCUCGACUUUCUGAGUUUUGACUUGGAUAUGCAGUGAGGCCUACACUGAAUCAUUACCUCUUUUAUUAAUUUUGUAAUUUUAACUUGCGACAUUUAUUUCAAUUUGUAGCUUCUAUUACUGUGAUUAUAGUGCUAACUAAACAGUUUGCCUCGGUUUAUAAUCUAAAGACUUCGCUUAAGCAGUCACAGCCAGCUCAAACACUGAAGUAUUGAAGUUGUACAGCAAGUAGCUUCACUGAGUUCGCACUGACUGCAGAUAACUAAGUUUCUCACCAAUUUGAGAGAAACGGUUUCAUGGACUUUUCUUAGGCUUGUGAUUAAUUUGUUAACUGGUUUAAAGUUAAGACAUACAGUGAUCGGAGUUGCUUGUCGAUUGCUAGGUUAUACUAGAAAGAAAAUGCUAUGUUUAUAUAGUUCAACUACAGAACUGUUAUUUCUAGGGACAGAAUGUAAAAGUUGUAGUUGUGACUGUUCAAAUAAAAUCUUUACAGAAGUAUUAGAUUUUUGCUUUUAAUAAUGGCGCUCUUGGAAGCGAAAAGGCCACUAUCUAUCGCUACUUUGCAAAGUUUGAGCCAUAACGUUGAGAUUUCGUUGUUACUGCUAGCAGGGAAAUUAAAGUUGUAAUAUGACAACUGAUCUGUUCCAUUAGUAUUAAGUCCCCCCGGGGCUUAUUUAUUUCAAUCACUUUUGAGGGGGGGUGGGGACGUGGGUGGGGGGAGUAAAUAAAUUUAUUAAUAUGGGGUACCAUACUGCAACCUCCCUAAAAAACUAGGGCGCAAAGUGGAAAUGCUCAAGCACAUGACGUAAGAGAUCUUGCAACCAAGAAUCACAACAAAUCGGAACCUUCAGCAUAUCCAUAUGAAUCAGCCAUCUUUUAUUUAUUUGGUAGUGAAGAAUAAGGAGGUAGGGGAGGGGGGCUUUAAAGAGAGGGACGGCUUUAAAAAAACCUUCCUCCCCUAGAAAAAUGGGGCGGGGGGGGGCUUAUUUGUGAGGUGGGCUUAAAUUGGACUUACGGUAUUCGAAUUUCAUGGUUUACAGAGAAGUAUAACACUGGGAAACUUGAGAAAGACCUUCAUUUUCAAUCAAAUCUUUGUUAGGGUAGACGCCUUACAUGCCAAAAUGCAGACUCAAAAAGCAAAUUAUUAAUUUAGGCCGCCUCGUCUGUGCAGGUUAAAAGACAAAAUGGCGGACGGAUCAGGGUUCCCGUGCCCCCUACCCUGCGUUGAUGCUAAUCUUCAGGCCCCCGUUGUUCAAAAGGUGGAUAGCGUUAUCCAAUCGGAUGAUUCACUAUCCAGUUGAUAACGCAAUUAGUUUCCGUAAUACUUAUCCAUUGGAUAGCGAUUUAUCCGGUGGAUAGCGCUAUCCAGAUAAAAUUAUGGUAGGGGAACAAAAACAAUAUUCUUGUGGGGACAUGAACAGGAAAAAUUUCGCGGAGCAAGCCCGGGGAGGAGAAUUUCUGGGUGGGGAUGUGGGUGGGACCCUGGAAUUUCAGAUAAAUUUUUAUGGUAGGUAAACAAAAUCCAAUAUUCUUAAAAUCUUGUGCUAGUUUUGAAAUUAGUCCUAUUGUUAGACCCAAACCGCCUAUCCUAGAGUAAAGAACAGGCACAAAAAUUGAUGGCAGUAACCACCCCCGUAGUAAGCCCUUGUCUUGUAGCCUGCUAAAGUUCGGCACAAGAAAAAAACGGGCGCUUGUCGCUCGUUCCCUGAGUGCUUUCUGUCUUUACCGUAGAAGACCCCGGACUGAUACGCAUUUCAGUUCCUUCUACUCAAUCGCCGCAUGCCAAAACACUGCUGUUUCCUGUCUUUUAAAGUCCUCGCAGCCUCGACGACAAUACAAUGGGCAAUUGCUUAAGGACGUUUGAUUUUUUUACUUGUGUUAUGCAAAUAUUCAGUACAUCAGCUUUUAAGUAUAGUAAUGGCUUCCAUGCCAACUACAUAAAUGCAGUUACUCUUGUGUGUUUGUUCUUUGGAAGGCCUUUAAAAGAAUCUAAAUCUUUGUGGCAUUAUUUUGUUCAUUUUUUCAUCCUUGCUUCGUGUCAUUCCCAAUGUUAUUGUCGUCGUACUUGAAAUUCAUGUGACGAAAUCACUGUUGCAAACACCUUACUUGUAACUUUAGUUUGUGGCUUUUACAGUUUUGGAUCUUCUUCUUAGAGUGUUCAGUGGUUUUAAAGGCCUUAUGGGUCACAGAGUACAGAGAGGCCAAAGUAAGUUAGUAUGUUAUCAUGUCAUCUUAAGUAUGGCUCAUAAAACCCCAAUAUUUAAGAACUCUAGAUGAUUACCACAUUGCUUUUUUGGUAACUAUUGAAAUAAUGGGUUUUUAUGCAAACUAUUUCAGAGCUUUUACUAAAAGUAAGUUAGUAUGUCAUCAUGUCAUCUUAAAUAUCGCUCAUAAAACCCCAAUAUUUAAGAACUCUAGAUGAUUACCACAUUGCUUUUUUGGUAACUAUUGAAAUAAUGGGUUUUUAUGCAAACUAUUUCAGAGCUUUUACUAUUUUAAUGCCUUUGUCCCAAGACAUCUUUUGUCCAUAAAAUACUAUGUAGUGGACUCACGUAUAAUCUCUUGCUGCUUUUUGACAGUUUCUUGUUGUUACAGAUGACCUCAGUGGUGUGAUUCCUUAAGUAAUGUCACACAUAAGCCUGAACAGUACUUGCACUAUAACAUCAUCAAUCAUGAACCAACAUUAGUUUCAGUAACACAAUGAAACAUUCAUACUUUUGUACUGACAUCACUUGUGGAAGUGUCUCAAAUUAAGAAGAAUUCCCAUAGCCCUAUGCUGGUAAUAAUAAAGGAACAGUAAAAGAUCGUUGAUUUUAAGUCCAUACAAUUUUCUUACUGCCUCUUAAGGUUCUAUAUUUUUUUCUUUUCAAGAUGGAUGUCAUUUUAGGGACUUAAAAUAAUUAGGGCUUAUGGAAAAAUUCUAUAAUAUUUUGACGUCCAUAACCUUUUUCCUUUCCUUUUCUAUUCUGUGCUUUAAUUUUAGUGGCAUGCCCUGAAGUAUUGAAAAUACUAAAUGUGUCAGGCGCCUCUAGACUCAAACAAUUUAGCCUUUUAAACCCACUUAUCUAUUCUUUCUCUUUUCGAGAGUUGUUGCAUGGUUACUAAUGCAUGUACUGAGAAUAAAAUGCCUUAUUAUGUAACAAUGCAACUUUGAUUCUCCACUGGCAUGUUUACUGCUGGUCCCAGCAAAAUAACUCUCUCUUGUGCCGACACGUAAGGAAAGCUAUCCGGUAUAGUGUCGUCAUGCCUAAGUCGAAGUUUAAAGACUUGUGUUUUUGUUUUUUUGGCGCAUCAAGGCUGCAUUGUUUACCCGACUUCUCUCAACAGAUCUUAAGAUAUUUGGUUCUACAUGUAGUUAAAUAACAGAAAAGGCCAAUAUUAUUUUUUCGGAGUUUUAAAGGUAUUUGUCAUAAAAGCAUGCAAACUAGAAAACGAUUGAAGGAAGAAAUUUGAGCAAUUUUUUUUUAUCCUUUAUUUAUUUUCUAAAGCAAAUUUAAUAUUUAUAUAUAAUGCAAUUUGUGCUUUGGGAAAAAGCUUUUUCAUGCUGAAUUUCAAGGCUUGCAUGGUGCAACGACACAAUUGAGUCGUUACUGUUCAGUCAAAUGAAUUGUAAAAAAGCUGCUCUGAAAUCAAUAAGAAUAAAAUAAUCAAUUUUAUUUAACUGUCGUAAGAUAUCAUUAUCUGACAAAAACAGUGAAUUUAAUGUACAGUAAAAACCCACGAGUAAGAACCUAAGAUUUAAGAACCUGUUAGGCUACAAUUUGCAAUUCAGACCCCCUCUAUAUAAGAACCUCUUUAGCCUAAAAUUUGAAGAAAGGUUCUUAUUUUCAAAAAUCAUUUAAAAAUAUUUACUAAUAAUUUGCAAUUGCAAAAGGCAAGUUAGUACGUACAUAAAUGUUGUUCGAUUGAGGUCAUUGAGAAGAUGUUUAUAAUAUUGUGUUUUACAGCACAAUCAUGUAUAUAAAGUUGUUUUGACUGAAGAAAUUAAAAUUCAUGUGAGAAUAGAUCUCUAUUAUGGUCAUAUUAAAAUAUAAGCAAUCAUUAGGUAUGCAAAUUCAAGGGUGCUGAUCACUAAAUUCUUCUUAGCAACGACAUAAUUAAUUGCAAGAAAUUAAGAACCUAUUAAGAACCUAGAUAGCCUAAAUUUAUGUUAACCACCAUUUACGUAAGAACCUGUUUAGGCUAACCCUGGAAAAUGUAGGUUCUUACUCAUGGGUUUUUACUGUAUAAAUCUCUGUCUGGUAGAGUCUUGCAAGAAUAACCCAUUACCCAUCGCUGGAUCAAUAACAUGCAGUUCAACAUUUGUUGCUCAACAAAUGCCCAUUACUAUCGCUCAGUUUAUACAGCUGAAUCCAUGAAUGGCGAGAUAAAACGAUUCCUGUGUUCUGAUUUGCUACUCGAGCGGGCAAGACUGAGCGCUUGCGAUACCCGUCGUUGGUCUCGCAAGAAACCGUAAAUCCUUUAUUGACCAAGUUUGUUCCAUGAAGAUGGCUGUAUAUUGGCCUCGUUUGUUUUUACGUUCUUAUGGACCGAAACUUAGCCACCUUGACCAAUUCCAACAAAUGUUGAACAUUACAUUGCAUUUUCCAGCUAUUUCGAGAAAGGUCGGAAAAAUGUGCACGCAACAAUCCCGAAGGGUGAUAUAAGAUACGAUCAGUACCCUGUUCCUGACACUGUAGCUGUCGAAAAUACAGUCGACUCCCGAUAACUCGAACCCUCACUAACUCGAACCUCGCGCUAACUCGAACCAAAAUCGAUUUCCCCUGGAUUUCCGUCAUACAUUCACUGUAAUUUUACCCUCGGUAACUCGAACCCUGGAUAACAGGGACUCCCGCUAACUCGAACCAACUUUCGUUUCCCCUCAGGUCAUUUUCUAUAUAAUUUUACCCUCGAUAACUCGAUCCAUGUUUUGAGCCCUUAAAAAGUCGGGAAAGCCGUCUACUGGCGUCCGAAACAUUGAAUUUUGGACUUCCUAUUGAUGUGUUGUGGGGGUAUAGUUUACUAGUGGAGGCUGAUAUUGAUUGUCACAGGCUAACGUGAAGCAGCUUUACUUCUCAAAACAAUAAAACGCAUGCUCUAUUUAGGCUAUGGUUUGUUACGUUACGUUCUGAUUUAUAAUCUAGAAGUAUCUUUUAAUUUUCACUUGACAUUUCUACAAUUAAAUGUGAUUAAAAUGUUCACUGUGCAGUAAAAACUGUUUUUUACCUUACUCUCGGCUAUUUUCUUCGAGCUCCCGAUAAAUCGAACUUUUUUCGAUUUCACUUGAAGGUUCAAGUUAUCGGAAGUCGACUGUACUUUCCUUGCUUCUCCUUUGGUACUCCAAACAUACGUACUAUACAUGGCCUCUUCGUUAAAGAACAGUGAACUCAGAACUACCUCAAUACCUUUCAAUAUUGUUGUGUGCUCUUUUUCCGGAAUUCGAGUUACCGGGGUAAAUUUCAGAUAAAUUCGAGGAUUCGAGAUAAUUCCGAGUUCGAGUUAUGGAGGUUCUGUAUUUUUAGAUAGUCGACUCUUUCUCAAAUGGACUCCGCUGGGACUUGUGGAACGAAGGGUACAUCUUAGCGGUGUCCGCAUAGAGUCAAGAAACAGGACCCACGAAAGACAGGAUCAUUUCUAGGUGUCCGUUUUAGAGGUAUCCGCUAAGGCGUUUGACCACUUGACUUUCAAGCUGGGAGUUAUGGUUUUGGCUAGAUUUUUUUCAAAAGUCUUCUGCUAGGAUCAAUUUUUUUAGUAAUACUUUGGUGUAACUAUAAGUUUGUUUGCUGGAAAAUCCCCCCACCCCCUCCCCCUCCCCGUCCUUCCCAUCAAAAGUCCAACAGUCAGUCCUUGAGAAUGUUGAAACUCGACUGGGAUCACGUGUACUUUAGGCAUCUGGUAAAUGAAGCAAUCCGAUCUUCUAAUCCUUUGCCCUCCUCUGUUUUUGCUUCUGGCCAAUCCAGUGCGUCACAGAAAAAGGACAAGGGUCCAAACAGAAAAGAAGAAGAAGAGAAAAACAUUGUUUUAAACAUUCGCAUAUGCCAAAUUUACUUUGAAAAAACAUGAAAGUACACUUGAAAAAGAUUCAUUUGAAUGGUUAGACCACAGCACAACCAUAGACUCUGGCUGAAACGUCGCUACAACGAUUGACCCUUGAGAUAAAAAUACAAUUUACGGAUCACUCCUUCUUGAUCAUUAAUCACGUGAAUCUAACCGUUCGUUUUGCAAUUAAAUCAAACAACAACAAAGUCAGCAAAUAAACGGGAACUACAAAUUUCGCACUCACUGCUUAACAAAAAGUACAAACAAAGAAUACACUGGUACACUAAGUCUCCAGUAGUGAAAAGUGACAGUUAACUCAGAAACUCAAACAGAUUAAAACUGAUCCUCAUAUGCCGACUCGUUGAUAAGGCCAUCAACCCCAGUAAGUUUUGCGGAUCAAAUUGCCAUUGUUUGAAAAACUAUAUCUAUUUCCGCCACACCUUAUUCCAAUGCCCCAGACAUUUUCGAUUGAAGUCAAAAGUACAUCAUGGAAUCCCUUAGAGAACUUCUGGCGCCUAAAACAGUCAACAAGUUUAGUUUUACAGCAAAUGUUCUUUGGUUUGUGCUUGGAGUUGUUUUAUCGAGUGUCUUUUUGGACAUGGAAAACAACGAUCCGCGGUUCCACUGUGAUGCAAAAGAUGACCAAGAACUCAUCCAAGGGAAGUGUCACGAACAAUAUGAAAAGCGAUACAACGAACUUAGUAUUCCUGUAUAUGCUUUUGUGCUUUUUAAUUUCUUUAUUCCUAUGAUUGCUUGUGGAAUAUACUCCCAAUACGUCAAAUCAAGAAUUAGUGAACUCGAACAACAACAGCAGCCUCUUCAACCCCGACGUAUUGUUUUCAGCUUGUUGCUAGAUUCCUACUUGGAAUUCUUUGUAUCUCUUUGCAAAAAACGAUAUUUUAUCCCCAAACCUUUCCUUCUAACUUCACUUGUGAUUUAGAGGAGAAUGACCAGCCAUCUGAGAAUAUCACACAAACUCAAACUUACGAAUGCCACAAUCAAAGAGCAACGUCCAAAAACUUCUGGACUUACGCCGUGAUCGGGGUAAAUGGAAUUUUUGCGUUUCUUGUUUUAAUGGAGAUUUUCUAUAUCUUAACACGUGUAAUGAAAAAGAGGAGGUUAGUGGAAGACUUCCCAUUUUACGCUUUUCACCUUAGAUCGCUCGCCAUUGUUCAACCGGAACAGCAAAGGCAUCAGCAACAAUCACUGUUCCAGGCCAUGAAAGACAAUAUCAUAAAAGAAACUGAACGACUCGAGCUCAGGGAUCUUCAGUUACCCUUUCUUCCUAGUCCAGGUGAAGGUAAUACGCUUCCCAAAGAGUUAAAAAUUGAUCAAAUUUACACCAAUCUGAUUAUUCACGAAGGCCGGGUUAAUUACAACUUCUCUGGUGACAGACGGGAACAAUUAAAGGCAUAUCCCAAACCCAAUAAGAAUUCACCAUCAAUUCAAGCGCGGAAUAUUAUUGAUGCUCACUACAAAAAUGUUCUCGUUGUCGGUCGUCCCGGGAUUGGAAAAAGUUUAUUUUGCAUUAAGCUUCUUCGGGACUGGGCAUCAGACACAGAAACAGAAAAUUCCCAGUUGAAGUUUGAAGCCAUUUUUCUUCUUAAAUUUAGGAGAAUGAACUCGAUAGAGAAACCGCUCACCCUUCGUGAACUACUGGCUUUUUCAGAGUAUUCACCGGAUCUGAAUGAGGAUGCUGUCUGGAAAUAUGUUCUCGAAAACCCAACUAAAGUACUUUUGAUUUUCGAUGGAGUCGACGAAUUUAAACUUAAGAAGAAUAUCGCUAAAUGCAAUAACUCUGAUCAACCUAAUGAUGUUACCGCGAAGAUGUCAGUCCCUGCAUUGUUCAACAAGAUAGCCUCGGGUAAACUUUUAUGGGGCGCCACAGUUUUAACUACUACAAGACCAAAUGCUGGGUUAUUUGUUAAACAUCUCAAAUUUGACAGAACAGUUGAAAUUCUUGGAUUUACAUCAGAACAAGUUGAAGACUAUGUUAACAAGUUCACAGCAGAUGAACAAGAGGGUACCGGAAGGACAAUUUGGCAACACAUCAGCAGCAACCUUAACAUUUUUUCCAUGUGCUAUGUUCCUGUUAACUGUUUUAUAAUAUGCACAUGCUUGCUCCACGUCCUACAGACACUCAAGUAUAAUGUAUCCACGAUUCUUCCCACGAAACUCACUGACAUUUACAGCAUCGCCAUUAAGAUGUUCUAUUUCCAGCACUCCCGCAGUUAUAAGCAAUAUCAGGGUCAAGCUGACUUCAUCCGUGAGAAAUUUGAGAACCUGCCUGAUGAUGUGCAAAAGGAAUUCAAGCGACUGGGAAAAAUCGCCAUCACAGGAAUAAAAGAGGGUAGACUAAUCUUUGAAUCCAAGGAAGUUGAAGGAUUGGAGGAUUGCGGCCUGCUCCAUCGUCUACCUGACUUAAAUAUCGCCUCAGCAGCUAGUCCAUUUGAAAAAUCUAAAGCUCAGUUCUGUUUUAUGCACCUGACCAUUCAAGAAUUUCUCGCUGCCAAGUAUGUCGCCGACACCAAGAGUGGAGAACAACUGCGAAAAUUUGUUCACAAAAGGAUCACGCAAGGUGCAUGGCAUGUAGUUCUGCAAUUUGUAGCUGGACUGCUUAGAAAGCGAGAAGCAUCACUUAAACACAUUUUUGUUGACGCUCUUCCCUUAUCAACAGAAACGUUUAAUGAAUGGCGGGAACGGAAAGCAGAGUUUGACGAUGAUGAAGUUUUUGAUUUGAAGGUUCGCAGUAAACUCAUCUUUUGGCCACUGAGUAUGGAUCGCAAUCUUGUUGUGGCCUUAAGUAUGUGCCUUUAUGAGAUUGAUGUGGAGGAUCCAAUAUUACAAACCAAGCUGCGCGAAAUCGGUUUUAAUGCAGCAGAUUUUAGUAACUGCCAAAUCGGACCUGUUGAAUGUUUAGGAUUAGUAAAUUUGCUUAAUAGUCACAGCCUAAGAAGCUUAGAAUUGACCAACAACAAUCUUGGGCCAUUGGGUUGUAAACAGAUUCAGCCGCUGCUUGCAAUUAGUGACAAAAAAUGUAACCAUGCCAAACUUCGUAGAUUGAACCUUCAUGGUAAUGAAAUUGAAGAUGAAGGUGUGCGGCAUUUGGCUGAAGCACUCACUCAUAGUAAACUAAACAGUUUACACCUUUCUGGUAAUGAUAGCAUAAGCGGCAAAGGUGUAAAGCAUUUGGCUAAAGCACUCACUCAUGGUAACUGCAAACUAAACAGUUUACACCUUUCUGGUAAUGAUAGCAUAAGCGGCAAAGGUGUAAAGCAUUUGGCUAAAGCACUCACUCAUAGUAACUGCAAACUAAACCGUUUACACCUUUCUGGUAAUGAUAGCAUAAGCGACGAAGGUGUAAAGCAUUUGGCUGAAGCACUCACUGAUAGUAACUGCAAGCUAAACAGUUUACACCUUUCUGGUAAUGAUAGCAUAAGCGACGAAGGUGUAAAGCAUUUGGCUAAAGCACUCACUGAUAGUAACUGCAAACUAAACAGUUUACACCUUUCUGGUAAUGAUAGCAUAAGCAGCGAAGGUGUAAAGCAUUUGGCUGAAGCACUCACUAAAAGGAACUGUAAACUAAACAUUUUAAACCUUUCUUUAAAUAAAGCAAGAAACGAAGGCGUAAAGCAUUUGGCUGAAGCACUCACUCAUAGUAACUGCAAACUAAACAGUUUAAUCCUUAACUCUUUCGUUUUUAACAACGAAGAUGUAAAGCAUUUGACUCAAGCACUCACUCACAGUGACUGCAAUCUAAACAGUUUAAACCUUUCUAACAGUUUCAUACGCGACGAAGGUGUAAAGCAUUUGGCUAAAGCACUCACUCGCAGUAACUGCAAACUAAACAGUUUAAACCUUUCUUCCAAUUUCAUAACCGACGAAGGUGUAAAGCAUUUGGCUAAAGCACUCACUCGCAGUAACUGCAAACUAAACAGUUUAAACCUUUCUUCCAAUUUCAUACGCGACGAAGGUGUAAAGCAUUUGGCUGAAGCACUCAAUCACAGGAACAGCAAACUAAAUAGUCUAACUGUAUCGGCUUUUACCAAUGGAGGUAGAUGCUUAAGGUAUUUGGAUGUAGCAGCUGCUCUCAGUAACUGCAAACUAUAUAUUAUUAAUAUAACACAUUUAUACUCAGUCUAG